AAAAACAUCAUUUUUCCCACCUCUCAAACCCAAUCUUCCCGCCUCCCCACAUCACACCCUCUCCUCUACAAUAACCCUCACUUUCUCUAAUCUUCUCCGCCCACAACCAUGAAGGGACUCUCAACAUCUCCCGUGAGAAGAAACGACGCCUUCCACCGCUACUUGAAGCCUGGUGCUCUCGCUCAGAUCCGUAACACUAGACUCAACUCUAGAUCCAACUUCCCCUUAACUCUUUCCCUCCCGGACCAGACAUUAUUGUCUUCUUCCGACAGCCAAGUCGCAGACGCGGCAACGCCAACGAUGGAUCAGAUGCCAGAUCUCUUGAACAAGGUUUACGGUCCGUUUCGGAUCGGUCGGAAGAAACUUGGUCCUUCUAGAUCUGUCUUGAGGACGAUGAUGGAUUUGAACCCUUCUCAAAACUCUACAAUUGAAUCCGCUAGUAAUGGUAAUAGCAACGUAUUAAGUAUCGUCGAUGUUUUAGUUGCUCAUUGAAUGUAACCUUUUUUUUUUUCAUUUGAAUGUAACCCUACUACUACUUUGAUAUAUUGUAUCAAUAAAUUACUUUGUAAGUUAUUACAUUUGUGGAAAGAUCUUCAAUUCUCAUCAAGACUUUUC
This is a messenger RNA of Eruca vesicaria subsp. sativa (arugula), 615 nucleotides long. The record is from the annotation of a GenBank genome assembly. NCBI's taxonomy places the organism in Eukaryota, Viridiplantae, Streptophyta, Magnoliopsida, Brassicales, Brassicaceae.